Molecule: messenger RNA, 141 nt
Organism: Funneliformis caledonium
Lineage: Eukaryota; Fungi; Glomeromycota; Glomeromycetes; Glomerales; Glomeraceae
Source: the annotation of a GenBank genome assembly
UUCUAUGAUUCUACACUUGGAAAACAUUCUCAUGAUAAUAUGCUCAAAAAUAUUAUUGCUGAUUGUAAAAUUGAUGCAAAGAGACGAAAUCUUGUCAAUCAUUCAAUGCGUUUAAUUGGAAUUCUUUAUGGAUGUUACGUG